This is a messenger RNA of Chenopodium quinoa (quinoa), 1795 nucleotides long. Its product is annotated as elongation factor 1-gamma 2-like. Lineage: Eukaryota; Viridiplantae; Streptophyta; Magnoliopsida; Caryophyllales; Amaranthaceae. Bases 172 to 1422 code for a protein of 416 amino acids. The transcript has 8 exons. Gene Ontology annotation, molecular function: glutathione transferase activity; translation elongation factor activity. Gene Ontology annotation, biological process: translational elongation. The record is from RefSeq and is a predicted model, not a curated record.
AACCCUAAAAAAUACGGUUUAAAUUAGAAACCCUAAAAAAUACAGAUUGCAAAAGCUCUCGCAACCUCCUCAUAUUCUCAUUCUCUCUCUCUUCGCAACUCCAGAAGCUGUGCCUGCGCAACCCCCUUAGAUCUUUCUUCUCUAUUGGUGUCGCAGUCUCAGUCCAACAUCAUGGCUCUGGUCUUGCAUACAGGACUCCCAAAUAAGAAUGCCUACAAGGCUCUUAUUGCUGCUGAAUACAGUGGCGUGAAAGUCGAUGUGGUCAAGGAUUUUCAGAUGGGUGUUACGAACAAAUCGCCUGAGUUUCUUAAAAUGAACCCCAUCGGCAAGGUUCCAGUUCUGGAAACUCCCGAGGGUCCUGUAUUUGAGAGUAAUGCGAUAGCUAGAUACGUGACAAAGCUGAAGGCUGAUAAUCCUCUCUUUGGCUCGUCGCUAAUUGAAUAUGCCCACAUUGAGCAGUGGAUUGACUUUUCAGCCACUGAGAUUGAUGCAAACAUUGCUCGUUGGUUGUAUCCUAGACUUGGUUACGGUGUACAUCUUCCUCCGGCUGAGGAAGCUGCUAUUGCUGCAUUGAAGAGGUCCUUGGAAGCGUUGAGCAAACAUCUUGCUUCCAACACUUUUCUGGUCGGAGACAGUGUUACACUGGCUGAUAUUGUCAUGACCUGUAACUUGUUUUAUGGAUUCCAGAGAAUCAUGACCAAGAGCUUUACUUCAGAAUUCCCUCAUGUCGAAAGAUAUGUCUGGACGAUGGUUAAUCAGCCAAACUUCAAGAAGGUGCUGGGUGAGGUAAAGCAAACAGAUUCUGUUCCAUCUGUAGCAAAGAAGCCAGCUCAAGCACAGCCUGCUAAGCCCAAGGCCAAGGAGGAGCCAAAGAAAGAGGCACCCAAGAAGGUAGAAGCACCUGCAGCAGAAGAGGAAGAGGCACCCAAGCCAAAGGCAAAGAAUCCACUUGACCUUCUACCCCCUAGUAAGAUGGUACUGGAUGAGUGGAAGAGGCUAUACUCCAACACCAAAUCCAAUUUCCGUGAAGUUGCAAUUAAAGGAUUCUGGGAUAUGUAUGAUCCAGAGGGCUACUCUCUGUGGUUCUGUGACUACAAGUACAAUGAUGAGAACACCGUCUCUUUUGUAACAAUGAACAAGGUUAGUGGGUUCUUGCAAAGAAUGGAUCUUGCUCGCAAGUACGCAUUUGGAAAGAUGCUGCUGAUUGGAUCAGAGCCCCCAUACAAGAUCAAGGGUUUGUGGCUCUUCCGUGGACCAGAGAUCCCUCAAUUUGUGCUUGAUGAGUGCUACGACAUGGAGCUCUACGAGUGGACAAAGGUUGACAUCAGUGAUGAGGCUCAGAAGGAACGUGUUAGUCAAAUGAUUGAAGAUUACGAGCCUUUUGAGGGAGAAGCUCUUCUUGAUGCCAAAUGCUUCAAGUGAUUCAAUGGCGUCCCUAAUGCUUAGGAUAUGUAGUUUGUUGGUCUAUUGGUUCAUACUCGUUCCAUAGAUUAUGCUACCGUCCCCAUUUAAUUUUGCCUAGAAGUGUUUUUUAUUGACUUUUUAUUUUUAAUAUUUUGGUUUCUGCCUUUUUAGACGUUUUUGCGAAAAUGUUAUCUAAUGACAGCAAUAUAGUGGGUCAUUACGAGCUUACCAUGAGUACGUCUUGAAAUGACUAACCUAUUCGUGUUUUUUUUGUAGUAAAUGUGAUGUGUUGAACGUAACAUUUUUGAACUAUGUUGCAUGAGAAUGUUUGGUUUGGUAAAUAGGUGAUCCAGAUUGAUUAAUAUGUAAUACCAGCUUUUAUGUUGUCUUA